AUGACUUCAGUUAAACAAUUCAUAGAAAGGAACUGGAAUUUUGUGAAGCUUCCAGACUUAUUCUACAAUGAUGAAGGGUACUUCAUCAUGCGAUUACACUCAUUCCAGGAGAAAGAAGCUGUGUUAUCUAAAGGGCCUUACACUAUACUGAAUAUGCCAAUGUUAAUCAGAGAUUGGUCGCCAGAUUUUAAUUUGAAGAGAGACAUUCUCAAAACUAUACCAAUUAGGGUCACUCUUCCUCAUCUACCUUUAUAUCUAUGGGGAGCCAGAAGUUUAGGGAGAAUUGGAAGUAUUUUGGGGACUCAAAUUGUUACUGACGAAUGCACUGCACAAAGGCUCAGAGUCUCAUAUGCUCGAAUUCUAAUAGAAGUUGAUAUCACCCAGGAGCUUCCUACAGAGAUUGUUAUCAAAGACACAGAAGGGAACAAGAUGACUCAAGUUUUGGAAUACGAAUGGAAGCCGAAGUUUUGUGGUAAAUGCAAGAAAUUCGGCCACAUUUGUGAUAAACCUCUAGUGAAGAAGGAGAAAGUAUGGAAACCAAAAUUUCCUCCUAAUCUGAACAGCAUUGAUGCAGCUGAAUCAAGUAAUAAGGGAGUGACUACUACCAAGGAUGAUGAUACUGACUGGACCAAAGUGCAGAGGAGUGGUAAGAAGCAGUGA
Messenger RNA from Vicia villosa (hairy vetch), 660 nucleotides. RefSeq lists its product as uncharacterized. Lineage: Eukaryota; Viridiplantae; Streptophyta; Magnoliopsida; Fabales; Fabaceae. The record is from RefSeq and is a predicted model, not a curated record. The coding region runs from base 1 to 660 and encodes 219 amino acids. The transcript has a single exon.